This is a messenger RNA of Mercurialis annua (annual mercury), 1386 nucleotides long. RefSeq names its product myb family transcription factor PHL8-like. NCBI's taxonomy places the organism in Eukaryota, Viridiplantae, Streptophyta, Magnoliopsida, Malpighiales, Euphorbiaceae. The transcript is spliced from 6 exons. Gene Ontology annotation, molecular function: DNA-binding transcription factor activity; DNA binding. The record is from RefSeq and is a predicted model, not a curated record. Bases 184 to 1203 code for a protein of 339 amino acids.
AUAUUAGAUUCUCUCCCUCUCCUUCCUUUUCAAGUCAAAGAAGAAAGCAGCUAGCUAAUAAGCAUAUAUUCCCAUUGCCCCACUCUGUGUUUCCAGAUAUGGAGUGACUACACACCCAACUACACCUCCUUUUAUAAGCACACCCUGCCCUGCCCCCAUAAUCAUCACACAUUCAGCUAACAAAUGGAUUUGCAGGAUGAAAAUAUGAAGUUGGUUUUGUCUACUGAUGCAAAACCUAGGCUUAAAUGGACUCCUGAGCUGCAUCAACGCUUUGUUGAGGCUGUCGAUCAACUUGGAGGCGCGGAUAAGGCAACGCCAAAGAGUGUGAUGAGGAUGAUGGCUAUUUCUGGACUUACUUUGUACCAUUUAAAGAGUCAUUUACAGAAGUACAGGCUGGGUAAGAAUCAGCUUAUGCAAUCAGAAUCGCAGUCUCAAUCGCAAGGCAGCAUUGAGAAUAAGCAUGAAGGUUCUUUUGAUGCAGAUUACAAAGAGAUACAAAGUACUAAUGACGAAUCCGAAGCAGGAAUUUCUGAGAGAAUCCAAACUCCAAUCAACGAGAGCUUUCAGAUUGCUCAAGCUCUCGAAAUGCAAAUGGAAGUGCAGAGGAAACUUCAUGAACAGAUUGAGGUUCAGAGACAUUUGCAGCUGAGAAUAGAAGCACAAGGGAAAUAUUUAAAAUCCGUAUUAAAGAAAGCACAAGAAACACUUUCAGGGUACAAUCCUUGUUCUGCAAUGGGAAUUGAACUUGCAAAAGCUGAACUAUCCAGAUUAGUCUCAAUGGUUAACACGGGAUGUUCGACUUCUUCCAUCUCAGAGUUGACAGAGAUAGAAAAUUCCAUAUUAAAAGACACAACAUCAACCGACAGAAACCAAACUGUGACGAGAAAAGGCGCUGUAUGUUCAGUUGAAAGUUCCCUAACAUCAUCAGAUAGUUCUGGAACAAAGGACGAUAAUAGACAACUCAUGAACCGAGCUAAUGAUUCUAUCAUUCCCACUGUUGAACUUCCUUUGAUGGAUAUUCAUCCGAUCCAUCACCCGAAAAAGAGAUGCCCUGCUGCAACGAUUUGUGAUACUAUCUGUGUAGAGCAGCCUGUUGUGAAAAGAUCAAGAAAUUUGAGAAUAUUUGACCUGAACAGCCAAUAUCAGAUCGAGUUUGAAGCAGGUUCAACAAAAACAUUAGACUUGAAUCACAAGGAAAGUUGAGCAAGUCCAUCUUUUUACAAUUUUAAACUAUACUUAUAAAGGCUAAAGUAGUAUAAAGAUAUGAAGCAGUAGUAAGAUUGAGUGAUCUUUAAGUAAAGAAUUUGUUUAUAAACUAUGUAUAUCGGACCCUCUGUAACUUUUGAAAGUAUAUCCAUAUAAGAACAUACUAUAAAUAUUGUAUUA